AUGUCAAGGAACUUGGGCCAUGUUGACUACAUCAAUGAAUUUGAGUUUGACCUUUUCAUCCGACCCGACACCUGCAACCCACGCUUCAGAGUCUGGUUCAACUUCACUGUGGAGAACGUUCGGGAGACACAGAGGGUCAUUUUCAAUAUUGUCAACUUCUCAAAGACCAAGAGCCUGUACAGGGAUGGCAUGUCUCCUGUAAUCAAGUCUACCAGCAGACCAAAAUGGCAGAGGCUUCCAGCCAAAAAUGUCUACUACUACCGAUGUCCAGACCAUAGACGCAACUAUGUCAUGUCUUUUGCCUUUUGCUUUGACCAAGAGGACGAUGUAUACCAGUUUGCCUAUUGCUACCCUUACACCUACACCAGACUACAACAUUACCUUGCCAGCUUGGAGCGCAGAAACCUUCCCUAUCUGCAAAGGGAACAGCUUGGACUCAGUGUGCAACAAAGACGUCUAGACCUGUUAACCAUCACUACCUCAGAACACGCAAAUUCAGAAAGAGAGAAGAAACUGGUUUUUCUCACAGCUCGUGUUCACCCUGGAGAGUCUCCAGCCUCCUUCAUCUGUCAGGGUGUCAUUGACUUCCUAGUGAGCCAACAUCCAGUUGCUCAAAUCCUUCGUGAUCAUGUGAUCUUCAAGAUUGUCCCCAUGCUGAAUCCUGAUGGAGUCUUCCUGGGCAACUACAGGUGUUCCUUGAUGGGCUUCGACCUGAAUCGUCACUGGCAGGAUCCUUCUCUGAUGGAGCAACCCACUUUGCACGCUGUUAAACAACUCAUAGUUCAGAUGAACCAAGACCCGAGGGUUAGUCUGGAGUUCUACAUUGAUGUUCAUGCACACUCCACCAUGCAGAACGGCUUCAUGUAUGGAAAUGUGUUUGAAGACAAGGAGCGCGUCCAGAGACAGGCAGUCUUUCCCAGACUGCUGUGCCAAAAUGCGCCAGACUUUUCCUUUUCCAACACGUCUUUUAACCGUGACGUGGUGAAAGCUGGGACUGGUAGGCGCUUCCUAGGUGGUCUCCUUGACGACACUUCCUACUGCUACACCCUCGAGGUGUCCUUCUACAGCUACAUGACAGCUGGCAGCACCGCCUCCGUGCCGUACUCUGAGAAGUCUUACAUGAAUCUGGGCAGGAAUGUGGCUCGAACCUUCAUGGAUUAUUAUAAACUCAACGACGUCAUCAAGGACAACAUACCACAGCAGCUUCAAAGCACUGAUGUGAUGUUCCAGAUGUGCAAAAUCAACACUGGGAAGGGUGCUGACAUUGGAAGAAACACAGCGGACAGGGAAAAGGAGACGAUCCAGGAUGUCAGGCACUAGACAGUCAGACACAUAUUGAGCAUGAAUGAAACCCACAGCAUCCUUCACAGCUCAUUGUAUUUAUAAGCUCCACAUCAGUCCGAUCAACAAAUUAUUUUCA
This is a messenger RNA of Nematolebias whitei (Rio pearlfish), 1420 nucleotides long. It is a transcript of the gene agbl4, whose product is annotated as AGBL carboxypeptidase 4. Bases 1 to 1320 code for a protein of 439 amino acids. Gene Ontology annotation, molecular function: metallocarboxypeptidase activity; zinc ion binding. Gene Ontology annotation, biological process: proteolysis. The record is from RefSeq and is a predicted model, not a curated record. The transcript has 12 exons. NCBI's taxonomy places the organism in Eukaryota, Metazoa, Chordata, Actinopteri, Cyprinodontiformes, Rivulidae.